Molecule: messenger RNA, 1190 nt
Organism: Annulohypoxylon truncatum
Lineage: Eukaryota; Fungi; Ascomycota; Sordariomycetes; Xylariales; Hypoxylaceae
Product: family A G protein-coupled receptor-like protein
Exons: 3
Coding region: 243-1109 (288 amino acids)
Cellular component (GO): plasma membrane; endoplasmic reticulum
Source: RefSeq, a predicted model, not a curated record
UGCAACUCUACCGCAUUCGAUCUUCAAUACUCGUGCAAGGGUACUCUUUUCUCUUAUAAUACGAGCAGAGCCCGCCUUCGUUUUCCUAAUCGCUCGCCCAGCUACACAGCUAAUCACAGCAAGUCCCGUGAUCCAAAGGCUAUAUCAAGACUUCCCCCUAUUCACUUUGACAGUGAUCCCCCUAAUUCGAACCACUCAGGCUUGCCUAGUAGGUAUCAACAAAACAACAAACUAACAUCACCAUGGCGAUUCUAUUCCAUCGUACGAACGACGCGCUCAACAUCAACCCCCCGAACGGAAAUGAGCAGUUGAGCUUAAACGGAAGCGACUGGCUAUGGGCAGUAACCGCCAUUUAUGUCGUCUCAUUCAUUAUCUUCUUUGCUACUAGCUUCGUGGCACGAUCUGGUGAAAAGAUCUUCCACUAUCUCUUCACGAUUGCCCUCCUCGUCGGUUCUAUCUCUUACUUCGCCAUUGCUGCUGAUCUGGCCUAUGUGGUGAUCCCGGUCGUCAACUCCAAGCCCGUCGCAACAUGGGAUCGUCAAAUCUUCUGGGCAGAAUAUGUCAACUGGGUUGUCAGCUUCCCCGUCGUCGCGAUUGCUCUAGGUUUACUGAGCGGAGUAUCAUGGGCAACUAUCUUGUAUAACGUUGCUCUAUCAUGGACCUGGGUCAUUUCGUACCUCGUCGGCGCCUUCACGACAUCCAACUACAAAUGGGGGUUUUACGCCUUUGGAACGACUGCUUGGGCUCUUCUCGCAUUCAGCACUCUUGCGGGUGGCUCUACCGCGGCUAAGCGUGUCGGCGUCGCCAGAGACCACACCCUACUAUCAGGAUGGGUCAACCUUCUAUGGCUCUUGUACCCUAUCGCCUGGGGUCUCUCGGACGGUGGUAACAAGAUUGGUGUGACACCAGCUUACAUCUUCUUCGGUAUUCUGGAUGUCCUGCUAGUUCCGCUCUUGUCAUUCACAUUCUUGUUCCUUGCCCGCAACUGGGAUUACGGCAAGCUGAACAUCGCUUUCACUCGAUAUGGCCGCGUUCACCAAGCCGGUGAAUUCCCCGAGAAGACGACCACCGCUCCGACGCAACCCGUUGUCGGCGAGCAGGCCGCAUAGACGAAACGAGUAUUAAUAUAGGCCGUACGACUUUGCGCCGCGUUGAACGUCGAAUGCAGGUCUCCCGCAAGUCGCCCUAUC